This is a messenger RNA of Musca vetustissima, 1165 nucleotides long. RefSeq names its product voltage-dependent calcium channel subunit alpha-2/delta-3-like. Gene Ontology annotation, cellular component: voltage-gated calcium channel complex. The record is from RefSeq and is a predicted model, not a curated record. Gene Ontology annotation, molecular function: voltage-gated calcium channel activity. The annotation marks the transcript as partial. The transcript has 5 exons. Lineage: Eukaryota; Metazoa; Arthropoda; Insecta; Diptera; Muscidae.
CAUUACAGACAAGGCUAUCAAAAGUUUGUGGUUACCACUUCAUUUGUUGCAACACGUUCCGGCCUUUUGAGGUGGAUCGAUCACAUUAAACCAGCAGAUGAUUCGCCUGAUCCACACUUCAGCGAAGAAAAUGCCCGAGCCAUGGAUAUGUCUUGGUAUAAACGAGCAGUAGAUCAACAUAGCGUCGAACAGGAUAGUUUUGUAUACAGUGUACCAUUCGGUUCUGGAUAUAAUGGUAAAACGAAUGGUACAUUAGUGACAGCUUCACAUUCCAUAUUUGUGGAACAUCGUGGCCAUAAGGCACCAGCAGCUGUAGUGGGUUUACAAUUUCAACACGAUUCAUUGGCCAAACAUUUUAUAAAUAUCACCUCAGCUUGUACUGGAAUGACAGGCUGUAAACGUACCUGUGCAUCGGAUAAUUUAGACUGUUAUGUAUUGGAUAAUAAUGGGUUUGUUAUUAUAUCCGAAGAAUCAGAACAUACUGGUAAAUUCUUCGGACAAAUCGAUGGUACUAUAAUGGAUUCCCUGGUGCAAGACCGCAUAUAUAAACGUGUAACAGUAAAUGACUAUCAAGGUGUCUGUUCGAAUUCCGAUAAUCCCUAUACAGCUUGUGGAAUUCGUGCCAAACCCCACUAUGUUGCUUCGUGGUUCUUUAAGUAUCUACUAUCGCUGAGUGCCACUUGGUUGUCACUGUUGCCCACACCGCUUAAGGCAUGGCCCCACGAUGAUUAUGUUUACAAUGAAGAGAAUUUUGAAGAGCCAACCUAUACCGAUGAUUAUGAAACAUUCGAAGAGGAUUAUAUAUCACCCGUUGACGAAGAAAUGGAUGAACUUUUUACCACCGCUGAUGUAGAAUAUACCACACCAACACCAAAACAACAUAAACCUCACGUUGGACCACGUUCAAAUCCAGAUCCUUCCAAUGCUCGCCGUUGCGACUUACGUACAGACUUAUAUAUGCUCCAGCCCGAAAGAUUAAAUCAAGGGGGCCAAAAUAAUCCCUUAAAGGGUAAACUGACAAAUUGCCACGUAUCGGGCUGCGAACGUCCAUUUAGUGUUCAGAAAAUUCCACACAGUAAUCUUAUUUUAUUAGUUGUUGAUACAUUGUGUCCAUGUGGCUCCAAGCAACUGGACAUAGAGCCGAUGGAAGAGUCCGGCAUUGUUG